Messenger RNA from Schistocerca cancellata (South American locust), 5769 nucleotides. RefSeq names its product DNA mismatch repair protein Mlh3-like. Gene Ontology annotation, cellular component: mismatch repair complex. The transcript is spliced from 11 exons. The record is from RefSeq and is a predicted model, not a curated record. Gene Ontology annotation, biological process: mismatch repair. Bases 453 to 4169 code for a protein of 1238 amino acids. Lineage: Eukaryota; Metazoa; Arthropoda; Insecta; Orthoptera; Acrididae. Gene Ontology annotation, molecular function: protein binding; ATP hydrolysis activity; mismatched DNA binding.
UAAAUGUGGGUUAAUUUCCUGGAAAUAAACUGUUAACUGUCUCCCCGAAUAAAUAAUAGAAAUUAUGUUGUAGCCAAAACUAUGUAUUUAUUCAUUGUCAAUGUAUAUAUGUUAUUUGUGUUGCACGUAUUGUAUAUAAACUAUGAAAACAUCAGUUUGUGUCCGAUGUUAAUAUGCAUUUGUAGCUGAAACGCACAAUUAGCGUGUAACGUUGGAGUGUGAGGACGUAGUAGCUGCCAGUAAUUUUAUUAUUUCUGUUGUGCAAUGGAGAGUUUAUAAUGCAUUCGAAUGAGCAAUGAAAAUACAAGUUAAUAAUGUAUGUUGUAUAUCAUGAAACACGUUCGUUGCUUACAACGGCGUGUGUGUAAUUGGAAUUCAUUCGGUUGUACCGCAUCACAGUCGAGUAAGAGAAGAUAACGCAAGUAAAGGGGAUUGAGAUUUUCAUUUGAAAAAUGGCUAUUCAAGAACUUCCUAAGAAUGUGCAAUCAUUAAUACGCUCGAGUAUUUCGGUUCCAAGUGUAUCACAAGCUGUGAUUGAAUUGGUGCUGAAUUCUAUUGAUGCUGGGGCAACUUCUGUUGCUGUAUAUGUUGAUCUUAAAUAUUUUAAAAUUCGCGUGGAGGAUGAUGGAUGUGGAAUGACUCAAGAUCAGUUAGAGCUUAUUUGUGGGAGGUAUAUGACCAGCAAAUGCUAUUCAGUCGAAGAUCUUAAGGAUGGUUUACGUUUUUUUGGAUUUCGUGGAGAAGCUCUGGCUAGUAUCCGAGAUGCUUCUGGUGUCUUGUCAAUUAUCACAAAGCAUGCUACAAGCAAACAAGCAUAUUCCAAAAUGUUUGUGCGUGGAGUAUCAUUAAAAAUUUCACCAUGUACAUUAAAGAAUAUGGAUGCUGGGACAACAGUCAUAGUGCAGGAUUUUAUGUACAAUUUACCUGUUAGACAAAAGUGCACACAUGAUACAUUGGAUGUUGAGGAAAUUAAGCGUCAGAUUGAGUGCAUUGCUCUGAUGCAUCCACAGAUAUCAUUCAGCCUUCAUGACGAGUGCAAAGGAUGCACAAUCCUUCAAAAACAUCGAAGUGCUGAUCUUCAAAGUUGUUUUUCCCACUUGUUUGGUAUGACUGUUGGUCAGACCCUGGCACCUGUACAGUACAAAGCAGAUAACUUGACCAUACAUGGGUACAUUGGGAAAGAGUCCUCAAAGUAUAAAAACUUACAGUUUGUGUAUGUUAAUAAAAGAGUUGUGCUGAACACAAAAAUACAUCAAUUAGUGAAUAAUAUGUUAGCAAAGAGCUCUAUUUUAAGAGCCAAUGGGCCAUGGCGUUACAAGCCCAUACCAAAGGAAAUGAGUUCCAAAAGUCUACUGUCAAUGCCAAACCUUAAUCGACGGAAUAGAUUUGGUGUUUAUGUUCUUAAUUUGCAGUGUUCAUAUGCAGAAUAUGACAUAUGCUUUGAUCCUAAGAAAACAGUAAUUGAAUUCAGGAAUUGGAAGCACAUACUAAAUUGUUUUGAAGAAUGUAUGAGACAGUUUCUAGAGAAAGAAAAUUUGAUAGAUAGUUCUCUUGUUGAAGGAACAGAAGUUCCUGGAACCUCACCACUGACAUUUCUUGAGACCAUCGAAAAGGAAACUUUUCAAAACCAAUCCACAGAACCAAGCAGUGAUGAGGAGCCAUUUACACUCCACAUCAAACAUGCAUUUCAUGGGGGUACCAGCCAGAAGAGGUGGCAUUUUAAAAAGAUACUUCUGCUUAUUCAUGUACUAAGUUUCCUAAAGAAACAAGAAACUUCAUUUGCUGAAACUAGCACAACAUAUAAGCAGUUGAGUUGUGAUACACCAGUUUCUUCAACAGAUGUUUUCCUUACAUCAAAUACAAUGGAUCGAAAGCUCUGUAAAAAUAGUGAAGUUCCCGCUUCAAUGUCUGUGCUAUCAGAAUCAGAUGCUGUGACUCCUUUUUCUUCUAAUGUUUCAGAUGUGUUUACUUUGCAGCAAAAGUCUUAUGGAAAUUUAGGCAUGGAUAAGCCUCAAAAGGAGUUUUAUCCUUUUUGUGGAAAGGAAAUUACUGUUUCUGAAGACAGUAGAAGUUUGGUAUCCUCAAGUAGUCUUAAAGAACAUCAGGAUAUGAGUUUUGAGAUGCAUAAUGACCAUCAGGAUAUGAGUUUUGCUAAUGUCCAGGUGUCUAAGAACAAUCAUGAAAGGAUGAAGGAAAGUGGAAAACAUAGUAGCUUUAUGAAUGCUGAAGAAUUUGUUCAAACCUGUAAUAAGGAAUUAUCACAAGAAUUACAUGAACAAGACCAAAUUUAUCCAUCAGUGCACAAGAGAAAUCAAUAUGAACACAUAAGUGCUGAGGAUCCAGCAUGCAAUUCCACUGCAUUUAACAAUGAAGGUUGUAAGAUCACACAAGAUAUACAACUUGCGCAUCUCAAAGAGGUAACAUUUGAAGAAUGCACACAGAAAAAAACACAUCAAAUAUCUGCAGCAGAAUCACUUAGCAUUAAUGAUAUAUUUUGUGUUACAGAAGGGGACUUUGCAACUAAAGACUUCAUUAGAUCUCCUUAUUUUACAAAUGACAAAGGAUUUUCUGAUAAUGAAAUGAAAGUAGCAAGUCCAGACUCUGAUGUGAAUAAUUAUUCCACAUGUGAGGAAAAUCUGAUGGCAAAUGGUGUGUCUUGCCGCAAAGAGUGUGAUGCAGGUGGUCAUUUUAAUGAUUUUGUAAAAGUAAAUAGGAACAGGAAGAGAGUCAGCCGUGACGGACGUGAUGCGCCAAGUGAAAAACAGAGAUUACUUGAAAUGACAAAAGUAACUGAUGUGAUAAAUUCAAAUGUGUACUUUGAUCAGUCUUAUAAUGGGAAUUUACUAAAUGAAGACAGGGAAUCUGCUGGUGAAGAAGAAAAGAAAUUUUUUUGUCACUACUCACCACAGGAAGGAUUGAGUCACUCAGUAGUCAAUGAGAAAUUGAGAGAAACUGAGAUCCCACAAGAAGCUUAUAAUAGUCAAAUGACAAACAGUGAAGAACAAAGUGAAGACACUAGUAAAUCACCAUUUUGGCUCCAACUGUUUGAUUCUUCUGGAAGAGCCUUUUAUGUUCAUAGUGAAAGUGGGGUGACAUCAUAUAGUGCACCAGCAAUAGAAAAUAUUAACAUGAAAUACACGAUUGAAGGGCGAUACAGUUUCCUGCCAAAAGGCUUGUCACCAGGGAUCCAGAAAACAGUACUUCACAACAAGAGUGACUUGAAACCAGGGAUUCGGCAGGAGCUCCACAAAAUGCUACUGAACGAUGUCUCUUCUACAAAUGCAUCGGCUGAAGCUAAAUGGAGAAAUGCUGUUGGUUCGGAAAGUGCAGAGUCUAAAAAACUUGUGAAGAAACUAUUACUUGAUGCUGAAAGCCGGAUAAAGCACUCCAGAAAGCCCGAUGAAUCAUUGUAUGAAAAGAAACUUGCAAAGUUGUCGGCAAAAGUAUCGCAGAUAAUGUAUCCAACAGAAUACAAAAAAAAUAUAUUUUGUAAUAUGCAUGUUGUAGGACAAUGUGACAAAAAAUUUAUUAUCGUAUAUUGUAGUUUUGUGGAAGACAAAGUACCUCAUGUAAUAGGAGCUUUUGAUCAGCAUGCAGUACAUGAGAGGAUAAGACUGGAAACAUUAAUGAAAGAGUACAUGGAAGAAGAUAGAAAGCAUACAUUUAAAGCAACAGAAUUGAAAUCUGAAAUUGUGCUUCCUUUAAACAGCAAGGACUGUCGAAUUAUGAAAAACUUUGAAGAAGAGUUUAGGCGACUUGGCAUAUCUUAUGAGGUACUUAAUGAUAACUGUGUCAGUGUGAAGAAGGUGCCCACUUGUCUGUAUAACAGAGAAAUAAGAGAGAAUUCUAGAAAAUCUUCAUCAAUAGAACGAUUUCUUAAGUGUUUGAUCAGUGACCAUGUAGAAGUAUUGUUUGAGACACAUGGAACUUGCUUUGGAAUACCUGGUGUUCUACAAGAAAUAAUAAAUUAUGAAGCUUGCCGAGGUGCAAUCAAGUUUGGCGAAGAGUUGGCACUUGAGGAAUGUAAAACUUUAAUUAAAAAUCUUGCAAAGUGUGACCAGCCCUUCAUGUGUGCUCAUGGUCGCCCUACAUUUGGUGUUAUAUUUGACUUGGAGCAAAUUAACAAAACAGUCAAAGUAGCUGUUAAUAAACUUGGGUUAAAGACCUAGCGAGAGUCUUCAGUGCUGGAGAGAAAGUGUUUGAUUUGCUAUCAUGCUACUAUUGAGGUAAUUAGUUGUGUGAAUGAGACACAAAGAUAAUUUCCUACAGGAAUAGUUUUAUUAAGGAAUGUAACAUUUUUUAAUUAUGCAUUAUCUCAUGAAUGAGGUGAAGAGUAGCUGCUGUAUUAUUUCUGCCAAGAACUUACAAAAGUGAUCAGCAUAAAAACGUUUUUAAAAUAUUAUGCAAGUAAACUGCAGCAGACAGAAAUUGGCUUUGUGAAAGAGACUACAAUCCAUCUGCUGGCAGCACCUGCUACCUGCAAACGAAAAACAGUAAAGAAUGAGUACAUCAUACAGAAACAGUAAAGAAUGAGUUCAUCAUACAGAAACAGGAGAGAGAAAUAGAAGACUGUAAAGAUUUAUUAAUGGAAAGUACUUAGACCAUGAAGAAUUUACAAAAUGAGAAAGAGCGUGCUACAAAGUUCGUCAACUUGAGCAAAAUCCACACAUAUUUCCACAUGCAUAAUGAUCAGUUUUCCAACUGCGAUGUCAAACAUUGUAUACACUGCCACAUAUGGCAUCAUUUGUUUCAUGAAGAAAUCGUAUUUUACUGGGGUAUUGUUAUAAUAUGUGGUACCAAUCCUUAACAAUGAUACAAUUAUUUCUAUUUGAUUUUUAGCUGUUAUUAGCUAAACAUGUGAUAUGUGAAUUUAAAACAAAUUUAUGAGCUUCUUUCAUCUGCUCAUAUUCUGCUGAAGAAUCCAAGCCAGGAAUGCAGUGAUAGCUAAUGAACUUGAGUUAGUCAGCAAAGAAGAAGCUGACAGUUCAACUAUUGAUAGCAGACUAGCUAAGAGUAAUUCACCAUUCCAGUAUUUCACAGCUGGAAUAAUAUUUGUCAGUGAAAAAUAAAUCUCAACUAAAUAAGAAGAAAAGAAGGGUUAAUGAUUGGUUGGAUUACAACAGGUAAAUAAUAUGGAUAUUUCCAGAUGUAAAUAAUGUCAAUGAUGAUGACAUAGCAGCAAUGGUAGCAGGCUCAGAGGUAAAACUGAACAAAGUUGAUUGCCAGAUUUUUUGAACAACAGCUUCCUUCAUUUUCAAAAACAAUACCCACAGAUAGGAAUUCUCUGAUUGCCAGGCUUCAGAUCAAUAUUCAUAAUUAUUGUUUCCCCUCCUACUCUCUCCAGCACCUAUAUCUCCUCCUCCUCCUCCUCCUCCUCCAUGCUUAUUCCAUUUACCCUAGACUUGGCUCUAGCAAUUUAUACAUGAGAAACAGAUGGGUCUAAAAAAAUAACGGUCACAAAUUAAAGUUUCAUAUAUUUUUAGAUCUAAUAUGCCACAAAAGUUGCAGAAUGUCAGCUUUGUUACAUUAAUUUAAAGGAGAAUUUAUAAGCAAAUCUGAGUCAGAUGUAACAUUCUGCAGCUUUAAAAGAGCCUAUUUUUUUCCAAAGUACCUUUUAGAAGCGAUAAGUGAAAAAAAGUUUAUUGGUAUUUUUAAAGUAUUUAUUUACUAUAUUUCUUUGCAAAAUAUUAUGCCUGAAAUAAAUAUUCCAAGUUUUCAUUCUGUGAGUUUCUCUAAGUGCCUGCAAGAUAUUACAAUCAAUGUUCAUGA